AUGGAUGACGACUACGAAGACUUCGACUUUGACGUUGCAGCGGAAAGCAACAAGAAGUAUACUUUGUUCUGGAUAGAUGGUGGUGCCAAUAUGUUCGAAGGAGGAGCCGACUGUGAUUUCAAAAGAGCCGUAAAGGCUGUAUUCACCCAGCUAUUGAAGAUAGGAUGUUCGGGAUCACGAUCUCAUCGAUAUGGACUGUUUAUAGCGAAUACGGAAAAAUCAGAUACACAUAUGCCUGGGGCGGUAAAGAAUUGCGUGGAAUGGUUCGAUCUAAAAGUGCGAUCUGAGCACGAUUCAGGCGAAGAUCAACGCCGUGUCUGUACAUUGAAAGAGUUCAUCGAUGAAGAUGACAUCAAAGCCGCUUUCAAAAAGCGUUUUGGAGGACAUCGUAAAUGUGACUUGUCCACACUACUUUGGUAUUCCAGGAAAAUUUUCAUGGAAAUUUUAGAGUUUGUCCUGCAGUGCGGUAUCUUUAGGCAGGGAGUUUCUCAACGGCAACAGACUAUCGUCUACAUCACCAACGACACAAAUCCCUUUGAAGAGAACUGGGCUACACAAAUUGAAGGCUAUUUCACUCGAAUGAGGAAAGGAGUGUACUCAUUCCGUCAUCAGAGAGGCAAACGUACUGCAGGAGAGUUUUCAGUAGUACUACUGCGGAAAGAAGAUGAUGACGAUGAUGAGACGUAUGAGAAGGACACACGAGUCUGGCGGCAGUUGGAUCCAAAUAUCGGUGCGAGCAAGUCAAUUGAAGAUUUGGAAACCCAGUAUGCGUUAGCAAAUGAAGCUCGCCCUCCCCCCAAGGAGUACCUUGACUACGAAACAGAGAACCCGCUCGAGAAACGUCAAGUAUGGCUGCCACAUGAUAAUGCAUCACAACGGCAUCGUCACAUGUCAGGCGGAGACACCGAUGUUAAAGAUGAACCUAUUUCUGAUGUGCUGGAGGACACAAAAUGGCUUGAAAAAGAAGUAGAAGACCGUACUCGAGCUAAAUUCGAACUCAAAAAAGCCAUCAAACUUGGUGGAGAAUGUAUUGUGAGCGAGCAGUCCGAGAUUGAAGAGCUGGGAAGAUUUGAUGCCAAAGGUAUUGUACUAUUAGGCUUCAAACCGAUAUCCGAAAUAAACUUCGAGAAUCAUAUUCAGCCGUCGCGAUUCCUUUAUCCGGAUGAAAGUUCAGUCCUGGGAUCGGCAUGCCUUUACCGAGCACUGUUGGAACGAUGCUGGGCUAGAAAAAUGGCGAUGAUCUGUCGGUUCUGUUCAAGAGCAAAUCAGAAGGUUCGAUUGGUGGCACUGGGCUCGAAACAAGCAGUCAUCUGCAUGAACGGUACUCAAAAACUCGGACCCUCUUCUGCCAUUUUACCAGAAACACUCGGAACUUCUUUAAUUCUUUCAUCUGAACUUUAUAAUAAAACCUUCCGUAAGAUUGAGCUUUUUGAGGAUUUUCAGAAUCGUUUCGACACAAUUCGCGAGUACAACUUUGACGGAUUCCAUGUGGUGUUCCUACCAUUCGCAGAAGACAUACGUGACGUGUCUGAGAAAAUGAAAUGCCCUGAGGGGGAAUGGCCGAAACCAUCCGCCUCUGAUGUUCGGGUAGCAUCGGCAUUCGUCAAAAAAUUGACUGGAUCCUACGUUCCGACACAGUAUGAGAAUCCAAUACCCUACCAUGCUAGACCGGAAUGGGCUCAGCGUGUCAAAAAGGAGUCUGCCCACCUCAUCGAGCAUUUCCAUUUGGAUAAACUUGAGGAAUUGGCGCAGACUACUGGACGGAAAAGAGGUGCUGAUAGCAAGCCGGAUGCCGGUCGUGCGAAGACAGCGAAAACUGAUCACUCUGAAACUGAUCCUCGUGAUUUAGCUGCGAAAGGAAAGGUAACUUCUGUGGAAUAUUGUUCAGUUUCAUAUCUCAUGCUAUAA
Messenger RNA from Haemonchus placei, 1908 nucleotides. The record is from the annotation of a GenBank genome assembly. NCBI's taxonomy places the organism in Eukaryota, Metazoa, Nematoda, Chromadorea, Rhabditida, Trichostrongylidae.